Molecule: messenger RNA, 781 nt
Organism: Cynara cardunculus var. scolymus (artichoke)
Lineage: Eukaryota; Viridiplantae; Streptophyta; Magnoliopsida; Asterales; Asteraceae
Exons: 2
Coding region: 34-744 (236 amino acids)
Source: RefSeq, a predicted model, not a curated record
CAAGAAUAAUUCGUCUAAUCGACACACUCAACGAUGACAAACUCGGAAAUGACGUUGAAGCUUUUGGUCGACAAAAGAGAUGGCAAAGUCAUGUUUGCUGAAGCAAGCAAAGACUUUGUCGACUUCCUCUUCUACAUACUCACAUUGCCUAUCGGCAGUAUCACGAAGCUUCUUGCCAAAGAGCCGUUAUCAGGCAGCCUCGGAGACCUUUAUCAAAGCAUCGAGAACCUAAACAACAUCUACAUACUAGAAAACAAAACCAAAGACACUGUUUUGAACCCAAAAUCGCUAUCUUAUAUUCCCAAUCAAGAUCUGCUCUUGUUAUCCAAAGAUUCCCCAACCAUCAAAAAAAGGUUUUACACGUGCUCUAACGUUAACCGUCGUUGCAAUAUUGUGACCGAAGAGCCAAAGAGUGCGUGCCCUAAUUGUCGGUAUGCUAUGUCAAAUGAGAUGACCUAUUUCGUACCUGAGGCGGCUAAGGUGGCUGCAACCACGGAAGUUGGUUUUGUGAAAGAGGUGGUUACUUAUAUGGUCAGGGAUGACCUGGUUGUGCAACCUAUGUCCACCAUCUCUGCCAUAACUUUGCUCAACAAAUUGAGCAUCAAAGAUGUGUGUGUUCUUGGAGAAAAAGAAGUCCAUUUUGGGAUGGCAGAGGGGUUGAAGCUACUCAAGGCCUCGUUGGAAUGCAAGAAUGUACUGACUCGUGUAUUCCUGGACUCCGAAGACCAGGUCAAAAUUGUUUAAGCCAAGUACUUAUCGUACGACUGUUCACCAAAUUUAA